Messenger RNA from Ananas comosus (pineapple), 1797 nucleotides. RefSeq lists its product as uncharacterized. The transcript has 4 exons. Bases 427 to 1479 code for a protein of 350 amino acids. The record is from RefSeq and is a predicted model, not a curated record. NCBI's taxonomy places the organism in Eukaryota, Viridiplantae, Streptophyta, Magnoliopsida, Poales, Bromeliaceae.
UCUCUCUCCGCUCAGAGCCCCUUCUCCACACGAUCGUCGUCGAGUUGCGCCUUAAACCCUAGCGGAGAGGGGAGAGGGAGAGGGCUCGUUGAUCGGAUGUUUCGGGUAGCAAUGGAGUCGUCUCCAUUAAUGAUCGAUGGCGAUCAUUUUGUUGUGAUCGCGACCUUGUAGUCGUCGUCGUCGUCGUCUUCGUCUUCGUGAGGGGUUUAGGUUUUCGUUUAGUGGUGGAAUUCGCUUGUUGAUCUCGAUCGGCUUUGGUUUUUUGUUUUUUUUUUUUACCUCGAUUUCGCUUUUUCGGGAGGUCCUAAUUCGCGUCAGGGUUUUUCCCAUCGAUCGAUUCGGUGUUUGGCUUGGCAAAUGCGGAGGUAGUGCUUCGGCGGAGGAGGAGGAGGAGGAGGAGGAGAAGUGAGGGUUUUGGGGGCGAGUAUGCCGUUCCAGAUCAAGAUCCAGCCGAUGGAUUCGAAACAGGCGGCGCGGGGCGAUCCCGCAAAGCAGGGGGGGAGGUCGCGGCUGAAGCGGCUCUUCGAGCGCCAGUUGCCGAGCGUCCUCAUGGCCGGGGGCGAGGAAAGGGAGAGGGAGAGGGAGAGGGAGAGGGAGAAGGAGAGGGACGAGGGCAAGGGCGAGGGCGAACCGAGCUCCGUGGGCCUCGACCGCAUGGUGCUCAGCUUCAUCGAGGAGAGCAACGAUCGCCCCCCGCGGGGCCGCUGCAACUGCUUCAACGGCCACCACGACGACAGCUCCGACGACGAGCUCGACCUCUACUUCGCCGACGCCCCCCGCUCCGCCGCCGCCGCCGCCGCCGUCGCCCCCGUCGACGCCGCCGAGCUCCUCAAGGGUUUGGUCCCCUGCACGAGCGUGGCCGAGCGCAACCUCCUCGCCGACGCCUCGAAGAUCCUGGACCGUAGCAAGGGGCCCAAGGGCAAGGACAACUCCCGCUCCCUCCUCGCCGAUGGCCUCAGAACCCUCGGCUACGACGCCGCCAUUUGCAAAUCUCGCUGGGACCGAACCCCUUCUUACCCCGCCGGGGAGCACGAGUACGUGGACGUGGUGGUGGUCCCCGGCGGCCGCCGCCUCAUCGUGGAGGUGGACUUCCGCUCGGAGUUCGAGAUCGCGCGGUCCACGAAGGCCUACCGCGCCGCCCUCCAAUCCCUGCCGCCGAUCUUCGUGGGCUCCUCCGACCGCCUCGCCCAGAUCGUCUCCCUCCUCUCCGACGCCGCCCGCCUGAGCCUCAAGAAGAAGGGCCUCCACUUCCCCCCCUGGCGCAAGUCCGAGUACAUGCGCGCCAAAUGGCUCUCCCCCUUCCUCCGCCUCCCCGAACCCCCCCAACCACCCCCCAAACCCGACUCCCCCACCCCCUUCGACCUGCUGCGUCUCGCCCACGCUGCCCUCCCCCCUCCCGACGACCGGAUCACCGUCCUCGUCGUCUCGGCGCCGCCGCAGCCCGAAGUCGUCACUACCGGGUUCGCUUCCGAUUUUUGAGUUUUCAAAUCCGUAAAAAAAAAAAAAAAAACACUUUUUGGCUUUUGUUGUGGGAUUUUGAGAUGAGAGUAUGUGUGUGUGUGCGCGCGCGCGUGUGUGUGAGAGAGCUCUCUAAUGUUAGCGGUUUGGUUCCUUUUUUCUACCCCCAACCCCUUCUGAGGGCCUUCUUUUUUUUUUUUUCUUUCUUUUUUCACCUCUCUCUCUCCUAAGAACUAGAUCUUUCAAAAGCUGUGUAGUGGGAUGAAAUUAAAUAUCCUCUUUUUUGGUUUUUUCUUUAUAUAAUCUAAUUUUGUCGCAGCGGCGCAUCCGGUACGUUGA